Molecule: messenger RNA, 7364 nt
Organism: Nomia melanderi (Alkali bee)
Lineage: Eukaryota; Metazoa; Arthropoda; Insecta; Hymenoptera; Halictidae
Gene: twisted
Product: Protein O-mannosyl-transferase 2
Biological process (GO): protein O-linked glycosylation via mannose
Cellular component (GO): membrane; endoplasmic reticulum
Molecular function (GO): dolichyl-phosphate-mannose-protein mannosyltransferase activity
Source: RefSeq, a predicted model, not a curated record
UAACUGAUCUGUCUCUUCUAAUUCCAAUGCAUUGUGCAACUUAUAUAUAUUAUUGACGAUCAUAGAUGUUUUAUUAGGACGUAGAUAAAGGCGUUCAUCAUAGAGAUUCCAUGUGUCAAAGUUAUUAAUUCUCUCAAGUGUUUGAGAUUUUCGUGUUUUAUCAAUCAAUUUGAGUAACGCGUCUUUUAUCCUGUUUUGACAGAUUAUUAUGUCUUCCAUGUUAUCGCUACUUUGGAAAUGGUGAUUAAUUUGCAUUCCAAUAUUCAUCCAAUGACGCAGUCUAUUUAUCUAAAUACACAAGCAAACGAGAAAAAAUAAAUUAGGAAAGUAUACGACGAAACAAAAAUAAAUUAAAUAAAUUGCUUACAUAUUGCAGAUCGUCUAUGGUAAUCUCGGCAUCGAACUGAAGCUCUAUGUCGUGUUCUGGGAAUAGACUUCUCUUGGUGGUAGGAUUAAAUCCAAGUCCGCACAACGCGCCAAUGUAAUAUGUACCAAAAGUGUUACGUCUUAGUUCCAUACAAGGUGUAAAUAUCAGUAUGAUUAACGCAGUUAAGCCAGAAAGACGUGGCAUUAACGUUGUGUUGUACAAAUUUAAACUGCUGCCGUACGCAUUCUGGGACACGGAUCCAGCUACAAAAAGCCAUUGAUGACAAUCUUCCGGGUCGGUAUCAAGAAGAACGGAGUUUACAGAAUUUGUGGCCAUGUGUACUCUCUUAUCUCUGCCAGCCAUAGUAAGGUGUUUCAUUUCUAUUUCUAGGGGUGAGAAAGGCCCCCGCAAAGUCACCUUUGUGAAACAUUCUGAGUCGCUUGGUGAUUCUGGAUAAAUGUCUGGCAUGUAAUCUUCAUUGUACUGUAAUUGCUCGUAAUGAUAACACUGUUCGUCCGACAUGUCCGCCUGUUUCAGUCUUAAAUCAUGAUUAAAACGUGAAAAGUAGCCUUCUGCUUGUUCAAUUGCAAACCCUUUAUCCAACAGUGAUUGAUUGAUACUAAUUUCCUCAUCGUUAUGUUUAAGUAUUAGCUCCAGUGCAAUAACACCGUUAACAAUAGAAUAAAUUUCACCGAACAAUAUACCGGGCUUAUUCACUAACAUCCAGAAAAAGUCACAAGCAGCCUCCGACCAAUUGUCAUUUAAAUUUUGCACUAUGGAUGGCUGGAUUUCCGCUAGAACGCAUUCCAUGGCUAAUGCAGGAAUAUUAGCAAUCUCGUCGACGUUCAAACGUUUUAAAUCACGUAGACGACAUUCGCUUGAAUAACCAUAAUCAAUGAAAAAUAUUUGUACCAAUAUUUCUGGUGAAGUUAUAUGCCCUUCAACUAUUGCUCGGAAAUAUGAUUUGUAAUUAUUUAUUUCGUACGGUGCAAUCACAAUUGUACCAGUUUCCGGAGCUGUAGUAAAAUGACCGAAAUGAUACAUAUUUCUUUCAAUAAUGAAUUUUAUUUUCUCUAUUUCCUUUCUCACUUUAGAGUCGCGCAUUUGCACCCAAAAUCGACCGGGAUUCUUAACCUGAAAAAAUUCAAGUUAUUAAUAUACAAUUAAUCGCACGGAACAUUAAGUUAGAAAUACUUUUAGAUUAUGUACAUAUUGUAUUAUAAUGGGAAUACGAUGCACUCGUAAACUCGGUAACCUUGGUCUCAUAUGAUCUUUAAUGAGGUUGUCGCAAGUGAAGAAGUCUUUUCUUUUUAAAUUCAUUUCCUCUGCCCGUUGAACAGCGAUAUCCUCAUUCAAAAUUGGUAUUUCUAACGGUAUAUUACACUGUCUUAUUCUGAUAGCUUUGUACACAAUUGGAGACACUUUUUUCGGCGUAUUAUUAUUGUGAUUUUCGUGUAAUUUGUCUUUUAUAAAUUGUAUAUAAAUUCGAGACGAAGCGUCGAAGGAUACUCUUAUUUUGCAAGCGGGAGAUUGCAAAGUAUUCUUUAAAACAUCUUGGAUUUUUCGAGCAUACAGAAGACCAGGUUGCCUUAGAGGCCAUCCUUGCAGAUAUACUGUUUUAGACGGAUCUAAACCGCCCAAUAAUUUUAUUCCGGCAUGUUCCUCAGCCUGUGCUUCUGAAACAUGUUUGAUAAAAUAGUUUGGAUAAAAUGCCCCUGCGAUCACAAAUUUUAGAACGAACGGUCGUUCCGCUUCUUUCCAAACUACUUUAUUCAAGCCUUCGCUUUCUCUUAUGCCUAGUUUCUCUAAUCUACUCGACAAUUCCGAAACCAAAGCUUUGACUUCGCGCAACACUCUGAUUUGCACAAAGUUUCUCAUUGCCCAUUUCUUCUCUGCAGCAUCGUUUCUUACUCGACGAUUUGCUUUCUCGCAGAUCCAUACUUUAUAGACAUUCAUAAAAGCUAUGCAAUCGCUGCAAGAAUUAUCUGCCCAACUGAGUCGAACAUUGUACGCCAACAAUUUUUGCUGAAAUGGACUGUUGAACAUAUCUUUUACUGUCAAACUGGCUGCAAUAAUGAUUGUAUCUUUCAAAACACUGUAGACAUGACCCAACAUUAUCAAUUUUGUUAUGUGAAUGUCCAGUGGGAGAUUAGCCAUGACUCUGCCAAGAUCUGUCAGUUCUCCAUUGAAAGUUUGUAUUUCAUUGGGCGUGUCGAUUAGUGCACCUGCUUCUUUCAAAAGCAGGAUCGUUCUUUCUAAAUUACUGAGAUCAGGGGGAUCCAGGGAAAGUGCUAAAAGAGCUUUUGGUUCUCCCAUGUCUAGUAGUUUUGCCUUAAGUACAAGAUUUGCGAGCGGAGCUCGCAAUAUCUCAGGAUGUAAUUCUUGAGGUAGUACAGAUUUAUAAAAUGCUUGCGGUACUAGUCUGUAUACUCGUCCUUCCAUUACUCGACCUGUGCGACCUGCUCUUUGUUCACAAUUCACCUUGCUUGCCCAUAUAAGGUCCAAAUAUUGAAAGUUCGUUUUUGGAUCAAUAACAAGUUGUUUUGUCAGACAAAAAUCAAUUACAUAUUUUACGUCGGGCACUGUGAUACUACUUUCAGCGAUAUUUGUAGAUAAAAUAACACGACGGUAACCGUGGGGUGGUUUGUGAAAGAUUCGUUGUUGUUCUUCAUUUGUAAUCGAUGAGUGUAAUACUACUAUAUCCCAUUUAGCUUCUUCGUGUUUCGGUAAUGACAAUAAAUUAUGUAAUUCUUCAAUUUCGUUAAUUCCUGGUAGAAAUACAAGAAUUACAUGUCUUAAAUAAACAUUUGUCUCUGCGUUGUAAGCUUCAUUUGCAUCGUCGGCUUUUAUAUCUAGAUCAUCAAGAAUUUUUAUAAGAUUCACACAAAAAUCCAGCAUUUUCUUUGUAAUCCUUGGAUCUGUGGCAGAAACUUCAGGUAACUACAACAAAGAAAAGUAUAAUAGACUAUGAAAACUAAAAUAGAUUAAUAUUGUAACUUAUUUUAUAUAUUUACCGGACCCAAUGCACCCAUUUGACAGAGAUAAUAUACAGCAAUGUUGAAGUAACUCUUCUUUGCAACAUCAAUAAUAGGAGCUGGUACAAGCUCGUUCCUUACAGGCGAUGAGAAGUAUUUAGCAAAUCUUUGUACCUCAAAUGUUGCGGACAUCAAAAUAACUUUUACUAAUCGUGAAUUGGUACGUAACAGUUUACGAACAACAAGUAAAAGAAAAUCCAUGUCUUGCUCCCUUUCGUGAACUUCAUCGAGUAUAAUAUGCGUAUAAUCCAACAUGUUUUUAGAAUUUAUUAAUUUAUGUAAUAGGACCCCAGUUGUACAAUAUGUUAAACGAGUAUCUUUACUUGUAUUAUUUAUCAAACCUACUUGGUAUCCAACAAGAGUACCUAUAGGCCAAUCUCUUUCUUUGCUAACUUGUUUUGCAAUACUUAUGGCAGCAAUACGUCUAGGCUGUGUAACUAUUAAACAUGUAACAUUGUAAAGAUUCUAUUUAAUUUAAUUUAUACAUUAAGAAAAAGAAGAAAAUUACCUAUAAUAUUACAAUGAAGUUUUUUCUUAUAACAUGAAUCUAAAAUAUACUGUGGUACCUGAGUCGUUUUACCACAACCAGUUGGUCCUUGAAUUGCUACAACAGAAUUUGUUUCAAUCAUAGACACUAUUUCAUCUUUCUUAGAAGUAAUCGUUAAUUUAAUAUUUGGAUGAUAAGCAAAAUCAUAUGUUUUGUAUAUUUUUAAUGUGUCCUCAUUGUUUGUUAUAUCUUGGAUGGCUUCCGUGCCAUGUGAUACAAUUUCAAAGUUGUUUUUAUCAUUCGUGUUGUAAUAAUUGGUCGACUAAAAAUGAAAAAAAUAUUAAGCAAAAUUGAAAAUAUUUUUUAAUAAUAACUUCCUGUACCUUUAAGAGUUCUUUUUCUUCUUUUUCUAUAUAUUCAGCUACAUAAUCUGUUCCACCACCUAUGCUCUUCAUUGUUACAUUUAAUUGUGCGUCUAAUAAAGACAUGUUUUUCGGUAAUUCUUUUCGGCUCGAAGGACCCACCAAUGUUUUUCUUUGAAAUGUGCCAUUUGGACCGAAUAUGUCCAGGACAUCCAUUUUUCGAUUAAUGUCUAAUAAAACAGUAAACAAUGUAUAUUUAUCUGUAAAUAACUUUCGAAUGUAAUAAGACAAGGAUUAUAAGCACUUGUUUUACUAUUUUUCUUUACAAAUUAUGCGCUCUUACCGUAUCAAACUGUAGCUUCCAUUUGAUUACAUGUGACACCUAAUGCUUUUGAUUAUUCAAAUCAAAACAAUCAAAAUAUUUCGAAACUAUCACACUAUUAAUACAUUUUUGUGAUUAAAAUAAACUAAUUCUCAUGUAUUUAUCUCAGUUGUUAAUAUUUCUUGGUAGAAUUACAAUUAUUUUAAUAUUUAGAAAAAUAUAUGUAAACAAUAUUUGGAAAUGAGGGUUCGUUUUUUAAAUGGUACGUUACUGCGAGACAAUAGCGGUACUUUCACAGAUUUGUGUUGGUCAACUGGAAGUUCAACAAGUAUUACAAGCGCGCGAUUGUUGCGUGUUCCAUAAAUUUUGGAAUUAUAUAUUUAAAAUAACGGUGUGUAGUUUUUUACGUUACUGUAUUUAUUAAUCAAUAUUUAGUCUAGUAUAAUCUAUAUGAUGAAAGUAUUAAAAUCACAUGAUAAAAUGAAGAAUAUAAAUAAUUCGGAAUGCUUGAAUAAAAUAAAAAACUUACCUACAAAUAAACAGCCAUUAUGGGAUGAGAAGGAUAAAAAGAUAGAAAGUAAAAAAGUUGAAAAUAUAAAUUGGUGGCUACUUUUUGGACUUAUUGUAAUACUCACUGGAGGAACAAGGUUUUACAAAGUAACGGAACCACAGCAUGUUUGUUGGGAUGAGACACAUUUUGGUAAAAUGGGAAGUUGGUAUAUAAAUAGAACAUUCUUUUUCGAUGUUCACCCACCCCUUGGAAAGGUUUAUCCGGAUAUUUAACUGGAUAUAAUGGAACAUUUGCUUUUGACAAGCCAGGAGAUAAAUAUGAAAAUGUAAAAUAUAUUGGUAUGAGGCUUUUUUGUACGUUCUUAGGUGCAACCACAGUUCCUCUAUCAUAUCUAAUUGUAUGGGAUUUAACAAAAUCUACUCAGGCAGCUGUAUUUUCUGCAUCAUUUAUUUUAUUUGAUGUUGGCUUGUUGACAUUAAAUCAAUACAUAUUAUUGGAUCCCAUACUAUUAUGUUUUAUGAUGUGUGCAACAUGGGGUAUGUCCCACAUGAGUUCUCUUCGCAAUGAACCAUUCACGUGGAAAUGGUGGGGUUGGCUAUCUUUUACAGGAAUUUCACUUGCAUGUACAAUUAGCGUAAAAUUUGUUGGUCUGUUUGCUGUCCUUUUGGUCGGGCUUCACACAGCCAUUGAAUUAUGGAAUGAAUUAGGAAAUCUUACAGAACCUAUUACUUAUGUAGGUAAACAUUUGGUGGCAAGAUGCAUUUGUCUUAUUCUUUUGCCAGUACUACUAUACAUGUUAUUCUUCUAUAUACAUCUUUCUGUUUUAAAUAAAAGUGGAAGUGGAGAUGGAUUUUAUAGUUCUGAAUUCCAGUCCUUAUUAGAAGGAAAUUCUUUAUACAAUGCAACAAUGCCAAGGCAAUUAGCUUAUGGGGCAAGUAUUACUUUAAAGAAUCACCGUACUGGAGGAGGAUAUUUGCAUUCUCAUUGGCAUCUUUAUCCUGAAAGUGUUGGAGCUAGGCAACAACAAAUCACGACAUAUUCGCAUAAAGAUGACAAUAAUAUGUGGUUAGUAAAAAGACUGGAUACUGAUGAUAUUCCAAAUGAACCGGUGCUUGUGAAGCAUGGUGACCUUAUUCGAUUAGAACAUGUUAUUACGCGUCGAAAUUUACAUUCGCAUAAAGAGUACGCGCCAUUAUCAAAGAAACACUAUCAAAUUACCGGUUACGGAGAAAAUGGUACCGGAGACGCAAACGAUGUAUGGAUAGUGUAUAUAGCAAAUGGUAAAAAUGGCGAUGUAGUUGAAACAGUAACGAGUAAAUUAAAAUUCGUGCACUAUCUACAGCACUGCGUUUUAACAUGUAGCGGGAAAACAUUGCCAAAAUGGGCGUACAGUCAGCAGGAAGUUUCUUGCAAUCCAAAUAUGAGAGAUAAGAAUGCGUUGUGGAAUAUUGAAGAUAACAAUUAUGCGAAGUUACCAAAUGUAAGUUUUCAAGUUUACGCGCCAGGAUUUUUAAAUAGAUUUUUAGAAUCGCACGCGGUGAUGCUGCAAGGAAAUUCAGAUUUAAAAGUAAAAGAAGGAGAAGUAUCUUCACGCCCAUGGCAAUGGCCCAUUAAUUACAGAGGUCAAUUCUUCUCGGGAAACAAUUUAAGAAUAUACUUACUCGGAAAUCCAAUCAUAUGGUGGGGCAACAUAGUAUUCUUAAUAUUAUUUAUCAUUUUGUAUGUUCAUGCUUGUGUACGACAGCAGCGUGGCUGUAUGGAUCAGCCCGCUUUACUUGAACAACGAAACAAAAUUGUAAAUGCAGGGAAAUGGCUAUUUCUUGGCUGGAUAUUGCAUUACGCGCCAUUUUGGACGAUGAGUAGGGUUUUAUAUUUUCAUCAUUACUUCCCUGCUUUGUUAUAUAGUUCAAUGUUAAGUGGAAUAACUCUGAACUACAUAAUAGAGACUUUACUCAUUAUGUUUCCAAACAAAGUGGGAUACGUGAUCUAUCACGUAAUAUUAGGUACUGUGAUUUCAAGUACUGCAUACAGUUUCUAUUUGUUUUCACCAUUGGCGUACGGUAUGGUUGGCCCAUCUGCCCAUGAUCCCGAAAGUCCAAUGCACUCCUUAAAGUGGAUGGACACUUGGGAAUUUUAACGAAACCUGUUUCGAAACAACUAACACCGACUAAUAUUUAGACGCUUGAAUUAAUUCAUCUGUAUCCAAGUUGUCGAACCCUGGAGAAAAAUGAGACUUGUAUAUAGGAACAAAUUUUUUAUACAUUCACAAAUAUAAUAUAU